GAGAGGCUGGCAUCGGGAUGGAGCAAGGCAGCUAAGUGGGCAGCCGGGGAAGCGGGGGCACCGAAGGCGAGGGCGGCCCUAGAGAGUGACCUGCGAAGCAGAGGUGCCCAGCAGCCAGGCUGCCCUUGCUUACUUCUUGGUAGGGUACCCCCUGGGCCAGCCUAUAGGCUGCCAGGCUCCUGCCCAGCGAUGCCAGAAAGAGCCCCUCUCGGUCUCCCCGGAGCAGCAGCAAUAGCAGCUGCCACCACCCCACCUGGCACUGCCAGCCACGCAGCGCCGAGCUGAGCCCCUUGGCAGUUCCCCCCAACACGGUUGCCAGGACAGACGGGGCCUGAGGGCACGAGCCAGCCUUAAGAAGGGCGCCUGCCGCAAGAGAUGUCUGGGGACAGUGAGGAGAUCACCCGCCUUCGCAAGCCUCGUUUCUCCUAUGAGGAGAACCAGAUCCUGAUCCAGGAAGUGCGUGCCAACUAUGGCAAACUCUACGGCACCCAGAGCCGGCGGGUGACGGUGACUGAACGCCGGCGGGUCUGGGAGGGCAUCGCCACCAAGAUUAACAGCAUCACUAGCUGGAAACGCACUGGCCAGGAGGUGCAGAAGCGCUGGAAUGACUUCAAGAGGCGCACCAAGGAGAAACUGGCCCGGGUGCCUCAUUCCACCCAGGGGGCUGGCAACGCUUGUGACGAGACCUUCUCUGCUGAAGAGGAGACUCUCUUUGCCAUCCUGGGGCCCGGCGUGAUGACAGGCACAGGAGGGGCAGAGCCUGCGGCCUCGCAAGGCACAUCUGGCUUUGUCCCCCCCGGUUACCAACUGGCUGCUGAGCAUGGCACGGAUAUGCCUGCCAGGGUCAACGUCUCCAGCAGCCCAGAGACCUCUGCCCGUCCUUCGUGCUACAGUCUGGAUAGGGGCUUGCGGAAGCCCAAGGAACGCGACUCACCAGCGCCCCCUCCAGCCCAGCCCUCAUCGCUGCAGAUUGUCCAGCUGGCUCCAUCUCCCUCCUGCUUAGGCUGCCGGCCACAUCCUGAACACUCCCCUGGAGAGCUGUUGGGCAGCACCCCAUGCCCUUCGACUUCGCCCCCGCUGCGGCGCCGACGCACCCGCCUGGACCUGCCUGUCGAGCCCCCUCUGGAUUUCCUGCAGGCCCAGAGGGAAACGGCCGAAGCCAUCCGGGAGCUGACCUACACCCUGCGGCAAGGCCUGGAACGGCUCACGGAUGUGGUGGCAGCGCUGCUGCCCCUCCUUCCGGCCCUGCCGAAUGGUCUGCUGCCCCCGCAGGGGGAAUUCGCUCUUCCAACAGCAGCCCCUUCCACAGAGACUCCACCUGCCCAGGAGGGCUUCCCUACCAAGGUGGAGCUGUCCCCGGUGCAGGAAGAGAACGGGGUUCAUCUUCUGCAAGCAGAACGGGACCUUGGGGCUGAAAGGGAGCAGUCUCCAAACCGGGCUCCUCCGGCAUCGAAGCGGAGGAAAGGGAUCCCAACUCGGAAACGCAGGGGACGUUGGAAGAACUUGUGAGGGCCAGGACGGAUGUGUUCCCCCCCAUCCCAAGAAGGCAAGGUGGAGUGGGGGCUGCUCUUCUUGGAUGGGCAAGGCCUUAGUGAGUUGUUGCAACUUCGCUCCUGUCUUCCCACAGGGAGGGCAAGAUGGAACCUUUUGCACUCCCCCCACUUCCUCGUCUCUUGGUGGCAGCACCAGGAGCCAUGCUCCAUGCCAGUCCCUGCCAUUACAU
Python bivittatus (Burmese python) is the source of this 1723-nucleotide messenger RNA. It is a transcript of the gene MYPOP, whose product is annotated as Myb related transcription factor, partner of profilin. Gene Ontology annotation, cellular component: nucleus. Gene Ontology annotation, molecular function: DNA-binding transcription factor activity, RNA polymerase II-specific; RNA polymerase II cis-regulatory region sequence-specific DNA binding. NCBI's taxonomy places the organism in Eukaryota, Metazoa, Chordata, Lepidosauria, Squamata, Pythonidae. The record is from RefSeq and is a predicted model, not a curated record. Gene Ontology annotation, biological process: regulation of transcription by RNA polymerase II.